This is a messenger RNA of Epinephelus lanceolatus (giant grouper), 1712 nucleotides long. It is a transcript of the gene trnt1, whose product is annotated as tRNA nucleotidyl transferase, CCA-adding, 1. Gene Ontology annotation, molecular function: nucleotidyltransferase activity; tRNA binding. Gene Ontology annotation, cellular component: mitochondrion. The record is from RefSeq and is a predicted model, not a curated record. Gene Ontology annotation, biological process: mitochondrial tRNA 3'-end processing; tRNA 3'-terminal CCA addition. NCBI's taxonomy places the organism in Eukaryota, Metazoa, Chordata, Actinopteri, Perciformes, Serranidae.
GAUAUCGAAACACUUCCUGUAAAGCUUCACAGCAGAGAAGGUUGUAAGGAAUCGAUAACUACGCUGUCCAGUUAUAAAGUCUUCUGUUAUAGUAGCAGAUGUGGUGCAGAAUAUUGAGUCCUCGGAUUGUUGGUAGAACAGGUUUCUGUUGGAGGAGUCUCUUCACUAUGCAGCUGAAAACCAGUGAGUUCCAGUCUCUGUUCACUGAAGGACUGAAUGGACUAGCAGUGGUGUUUGAGAAGCACCAGCAUGAGCUGAGGAUAGCUGGAGGCGCUGUGCGAGACCUGCUGUCAGGGAAGCGGCCUGAAGAUGUGGACUUUGCCACUACAGCCACUCCAGAGGAGAUGAAACAAAUGUUCCAAAAAGCUGGCAUCAGGAUGAUCAACAAUAAAGGAGAGAAGCAUGGGACCAUUACAGCAAGACUAAACAAUGAGAACUUUGAGGUGACCACGUUGCGAGUGGAUGUUCAGACAGACGGACGCCAUGCAGAGGUGGAAUUCACCACUGACUGGCAGAAAGACGCUGAGCGGAGAGACCUCACCAUCAAUUCCAUGUUUUUAGGGCUUGAUGGCACAUUGUAUGACUAUUUCAAAGGAUAUGAAGACCUGCAGAACCGUAAAGUUCGGUUUGUUGGCAGUGCUGAUCAAAGAAUCAAAGAGGACUACUUAAGAAUACUGCGGUAUUUUAGGUUCUACGGCAGGGUGGCCUCGGAGCCUGAUAAUCACGAGCCUGAGACGCUGGCUUCUAUUCGGGAAAACAGUCGUGGACUUGCAGCGAUAUCAGGAGAACGGAUUUGGCAGGAACUAAAGAAGAUGGUUGUUGGUAACCAUGCUGCUCAUCUGCUGGAGCUGAUGUACAGUCUGGAACUGGCCCAGUAUAUAGGUUUACCUCCAGAUGGCAAUGUUGAGGAGAUGAAGCGAGUGUGUCAGAACGCCGAAGAUCAUUCUCCCAAACCCAUGACCAUCCUGGCUGCUCUCUUUAGCCGCCCAGAGGAGGUGGAAAAGAUGGACGUGCGGCUGAAGGUGUCCAAGGAGGAGAGGACUCUUGCUCUGUUCCUGAUCAAACACAGACGGGAGCUUCGCAAGAGCGAAGACGAGCCAGACAGCCUCAAACCCUUCACUGACUUUAUCAUUGACAGUCGGGAGCUGGACACUCAGAGUAAAGUCUGUGAGCUACUGAAGUAUCAAGGUGAGGAGAAGCUGCUGGCAGAGCUCAGCAGGUGGACAAUCCCUCGCUUCCCUGUCAGCGGUCACGAUCUGAGGAAGAUGGGCAUCACGACAGGCAAGGAGAUAGGCGCCACCUUACAGAAGCUCCGCGACAUCUGGAAGAGAAGUGGUUAUCAGAUGGACAAAGAUGAACUCCUCAGUUACGUCAAGUCUUAGAUGAGAACAACACAACACAAAGGACAGUAACAGUCUGAACACUUGGCACUGUGAUUGUUCUUCUCAUUCAUAUUGAUUGAGCAGACAAGGACAAGAACUGAGACAUGCAUUGAUGAAUGAUAUGUAAAGUAUCUGGAUAAAGAGCUGUUGUACUGAUGAGCAGUUACUAUAGAAAAAUGUUAUUUUCACUGUUAUACCUAUAUGUGGAAGCAGACAUUUGGUCUUGAUUGCAUUUGGUUUUCUCCUCAGUUUAACUGCAGUUGUGGAUAAUUUCUGUGGAACAAUGUUCUAUAAAAAGGUUCUACUUUUUAUUAAAUACUGGCAUUGGGA